Molecule: messenger RNA, 1332 nt
Organism: Orycteropus afer afer
Lineage: Eukaryota; Metazoa; Chordata; Mammalia; Tubulidentata; Orycteropodidae
Gene: WTAP
Product: WT1 associated protein
Biological process (GO): regulation of alternative mRNA splicing, via spliceosome
Cellular component (GO): nucleus
Source: RefSeq, a predicted model, not a curated record
AAGAUGACCAACGAAGAACCUCUUCCCAAAAAGGUUCGACUUAGUGAAACAGACUUCAAAGUUAUGGCACGAGAUGAGUUAAUUCUAAGAUGGAAGCAGUACGAAACAUACGUGCAGGCUCUGGAGGGCAAGUACACAGACCUGAACUCUAACGAUGUAACUGGCUUAAGGGAGUCUGAAGAGAAACUGAAGCAGCAGCAGCAGGAGUCUGCACGCAGGGAAAACAUCCUUGUGAUGAGACUGGCAACCAAGGAGCAGGAGAUGCAAGAGUGUACUACUCAAAUCCAGUACCUCAAGCAAGUCCAGCAGCCUAGCGUUGCCCAACUGAGAUCAACAAUGGUAGACCCGGCGAUCAACUUGUUUUUCCUAAAAAUGAAAGGUGAACUGGAACAGACUAAAGACAAACUGGAACAAGCCCAAAAUGAACUGAGUGCCUGGAAGUUUACGCCUGAUAGCCAAACAGGCAAAAAGUUAAUGGCGAAGUGUCGAAUGCUUAUCCAGGAGAAUCAAGAGCUUGGAAGGCAGCUGUCCCAGGGCCGCAUUGCACAGCUUGAAGCAGAGUUGGCUUUACAGAAGAAGUAUAGUGAGGAGCUUAAAAGCAGUCAGGAUGAACUGAAUGACUUCAUCAUUCAACUCGACGAAGAAGUGGAGGGUAUGCAGAGUACCAUCCUGGUUCUUCAGCAGCAGCUGAAGGAGACACGCCAGCAGUUGGCUCAGUACCAACAGCAGCAGUCUCAAGCCUCUGCUCCAGGUACCAGCAGGACUACAUCUUCUGAGCCUGGGGAGCAGGCCGAGGCCACCGGUAAAGACUGCAGUCGCCUGGCUAACGGACCGAGUAACGGCAGCUCCUCCCAUCAGAGGACGUCUGGGUCUGGCUUUCACAGGGAGGGGAACACGGCUGAAGAGGACUUUCCUCCUUCUCCGGGGAAUGGGAAUAAGGUCUCCAACAGCUCUGAAGAGAGAACUGGCAGAGGAGGUAGUGGUUACAUAAACCAACUCAGUGCGGGGUAUGAAAGUGUAGACUCUCCCACGGGCAGUGAAAACUCUCUCACACACCACUCAAAUGACACAGACUCCAAUCCUGACCCUCGAGAGGAGAAGGCCGUGGGCGGGAAAAGUAACCGAACUGCAGCUUCCCGCCACGUGCAGAACGGCUUGGACUCAAGUGGGAAUGUACAGGGUUCAGUUUUGUAAUAUUUUUUCCAGCAAAUUUUUAUACAGUGUCAUUUAAUUUGAGGAAGGAUACUGUCCAGAAAAUUAAUGCAUACUUUUGUCACAAUUUGCCUUUUUGUGGGUGUGUUUUUCUUUUCCUUUUUUUUUUUUUUUUUUUUG